Molecule: messenger RNA, 5996 nt
Organism: Vombatus ursinus (common wombat)
Lineage: Eukaryota; Metazoa; Chordata; Mammalia; Diprotodontia; Vombatidae
Gene: PLXND1
Product: plexin D1
Exons: 36
Coding region: 37-5907 (1956 amino acids)
Biological process (GO): regulation of cell shape; negative regulation of cell adhesion; positive regulation of axonogenesis
Cellular component (GO): semaphorin receptor complex
Molecular function (GO): protein binding; semaphorin receptor activity
Source: RefSeq, a predicted model, not a curated record
UGCACUCGGCUGCGCUGCAGCUCAGGAGGCGUCAGGAUGGCUCCUCCUGCCGCGGGGGGCGCAGCCCGUAGCCCCCGGCUCCCGGGGGUGACGACCCCCCUGCUGCGGCCGCUACUGCUGCUGCUGCUGCUGCUGCUGCUAGAGGGGAGCGCCGCGCUGGAGAUCCAACGGCGAUUCCCCUCGCCCACUCCGACCAACAACUUCGCUCUGGACGGCCCCGGGGGGAAGGUGUACCUGGCAGCGGUGAACAGGCUCUACCAGCUGUCCGGCCCCAACCUGAGCCUGGAGGUGGAGGAGGCUGUGGGGCCGGUGCGGGACAACCCCCUAUGCCACGCCCCGCAGCUGCCCCAGGCCUCCUGCGAGCACCCCAAAAUGCUGACCAACAACUACAACAAAAUCCUUCAGCUAGAUCCCGGGCAGGGCUUGGUGGUGGUCUGCGGCUCCAUCUACCAAGGCUUCUGCCAGCUGAGGCGCCUGGGCAACAUCUCGGCUGUGGCCGUGAGCUUUCCCCCGACGGCUGACGGCACCGAGCCCGUCACCGUCUUCCCCAGCAUGCUCAACGUAGCAGCCAACCACCCUAACGCUUCCACUGUGGGCCUGGUGCUGGAACCGCCGUCGGGGGUCCUUGGAGGUGCCAGUCCCGGCGGGACCCGGCUGCUGGUGGGAGCCACCUACACCGGCUUCGGGAGCCAGUUCUUUCCCCGGAACCAAAGUCUGGAAGACCACCGCUUCGAGAACACUCCGGAGAUCGCCAUCCGCUCCCUGGACACGCGUGGUGACCUGGCCAAACUCUUCACUUUCGAUCUCAACCCCUCCGACGACAAUAUUCUCAAGAUCAAGCAGAGGGCCAAGGCUUUGCACAAACUGGGCUUCGUCCGCGCCUUCCUGCACCCGGGCAGCAGUGGUGGCUCGGCGGCGCCCCACAGACGGAACGGGCCCCGGGCACCGACCACCCCAGCCUACGCCUACCUGGCCCUAAACAGCGAGGCCAAGGCUGGAGACAAGGAGAGCCAGUCUCACAGCCUGCUGGCCCGCAUCUGCCUCGGUUGGGGGCCGGCCGGGGGGCCAGGCGGGGCGGCCGCCGAGACCAAGAAGCUCACCGAGUCCUACAUCCAGCUGAAGUUGCACUGCGGCGGGCCGGCGGGCGGCGAGGUCUUCAACCGUCUGGUGUCCGUGUUUCCGGCGGCGCCGGGGCCGAGCCGGCCCGAAGACCUGCUGUUCGGGGUGUUUGAGCGGGCAGCCCCUGGCGGCACCGGGGGAACCGGAGCACGCGCGCAGUCUGCCCUCUGUGUGUUCCGCUUUACGGACAUCGAGGGCGCGAUCCGGGCCGCUCGCAGAGCGUGCUUCGUGGACCCCUCGCCCGACGUGGUCGCAGUGCUGGAGAGUGUGGUCCAGGGCACCGGGCCAGCUUGCGAGAAGAAAAGGAACAUCCAGCUCCAGCCAGAGCAGCUAGACUGUGGUGCUGCCCACCUCCAGCAUCCACUCUCCAUCCUGCAACCUCUCAAAGCCAUGCCAGUGUUUCGCUACCUGGGGCUAACUUCUGUGGCUGUGGCCAGUGUCAACAACUACACUGUUGUGUUUCUGGGAACAGCGAAUGGGAGGCUUCUCAAGAUUAACCUGAACAGCACCAUGAGCAUCAUGAGCAGGAAGUCUGUCACGGUGGCCUACGGGGAGGCGGUGCACCACAUCAUGCAGUUUGACCCCUCGGACCCCAGCUACCUCUAUGUGAUGACAUCCCACCAGAUGGCCAGGGUGAAAGUUGCCGUCUGUGAUCAGUACACCACUUGCCCAGACUGCCUGGCUGCGGAGGACGCCUACUGCGGCUGGUGCGCCAUGGAGACCAGGUGCUCCCUCCAGCAUGAGUGUGCCAACUCCAGUCAACCCCACUUCUGGACCAGUGCCAGUGAGGGUGUCCAACGUUGCCCAUCCAUGACCAUCCUGCCCUCCGAAAUCAAUAUCCACCAGGAGUAUUCGGGUAUGAUCAUCCAAAUCAGCGGCAACAUACCCAGUUUGAGUGGGAUGGAGAUGGCCUGUGACUAUGGGAAUGGCAUCCACACGGUGGCCAGGGUUCCCGGCCCAGACUUCAGUCACCAGAUAGCUUACUGCAACUUCCUUCCUAGAGACAAGUACCCUGAAUUUCCAUCAGGCCAAGACCACGUGACCGUCCAGACAGCUGUGCAGGUCAAUGGCAGAAACAUCGUCUGGGCCAAUUUCACCAUCUACGACUGUACCCGCACAGGACGUGUCUACCCUCAUACAGCAUGCACCAGCUGUCUGUCCACCCGAUGGCCCUGUUUCUGGUGCACUCAGCAGCAUACCUGUGUCUCCAACGUAUCGGAGUGUGGAAACACAGCAAACCCCACACACAGCCAGGACUGCCCUCGGAUCCUGCCUAUGUUGCUAGCCCCAGUGCCCACAGGAGGCCUGCAGAACAUCCAUGUCUCACUGGCCAACACUGUCUUCUUCUCCCAGGGUGUGUCUCUGGCCUGCAACUUCGGAAGCGAUGAGACGUUUGAGGCCACGUGGGUCAAUGCUUCAGAAAUUCAGUGCAGCCAAGUCGUGCUUCACACCCCUCAAAGGAGCCAGAUUUUCCCAGUAAACCUUCAGCUAAAGGGUAAACCAGACCGAUUUAUUGACAGCCCUGAGAAGAUGACAGUGGAGGUCUACAACUGUGCCAUGGGGAGCACGGACUGUUCCCAGUGCAUGGGGAGAGAGGACCUGGGCCACCGAUGCGUCUGGAAUGAGGGCUGUAGACUGAACAACCAGCCCCUGCCAGUCACUACAACCUGCCCUGCCCCAGAGAUCAGGAAGAUCGAGCCCCUGAGCGGCCCCCUGGAAGGAGGGACCCUUCUGACAAUCCGUGGGAAGAACCUGGGCCGUAGAUUCAGCGAAGUGGCCCACAGCACGUGGAUCGGUGGCGUGGCCUGUGAGCCCCUCCCGAGCAGAUACAUCGUCUCUGAGGAGAUCGUUUGCUGGACUGGCCCAUCGCCCGGCCCCUUUUCCGAUGUUGUAUCUGUUAAUGUGAGCAAGGAAGGGAAAUCAAAGGAGCACUAUUCCUAUGUGCUCCCAGUUGUCUAUUCCAUGGAGCCAGAUGUUGGUCCAAAGGCUGGAGGCACCAGAGUGACUAUCCGAGGGAGUGACCUUGGAGUGGGAUCCGAACUCCAUGUCCUGGUCAAUGACACCAAACAGUGUUUAAAUCUCGUGCGCACAGACAACACCAUCACCUGCACCAUGCCAAGAGGAGAGCUGCUUGCCACCGUCCGUGUCUGCGUGCGCUUUGAGCAAAAAUCUUGCAUAAGCAGCAACAUCACCUUUGAUUACAUGAGGGACCCAAUCAUCACGGCCAUCAGUCCCAGAAAGAGCCCGGUCAGUGGAGGGAGGACCAUCACUGUGGAGGGCAGUCGGUUCGACAUGGUGCAGAAUGUGUCCAUGAUGGUGAAUCACAUUGGCAAGGAGCAGACGCUCUGCAAGGUUCUUAAUUCCACCCUCAUCACCUGCCCCUCCCCUGGCGCCACAGCCAACAAGUCGGCACCUGUGAACUUUUUCAUUAAUGGGCAACCAUACGAGGAUGAGCAGGUGGCCAUGGAAGACCCUGGAGAGCCAAAGAAUAUGCUUCCCAGCAGCAGGUUCAGCCUGGAGUAUCUGCCUGACCCCCAGUUUUCCACUGCCAAGAGGGAGAAAUGGAUUAAACACCAUCCGGGGGAGCCUCUCACCCUGGUCAUCCAUAAAGAACAGGACAACCUGGGUCUGGAGUGUCAAGAGUAUCACGUGAAGAUUGGCCAGACAUCCUGUGAGAUCCAGAUUGUCUCGGACAGAGUUAUUCACUGCUCAGUCAACGAGUCACUGAGCACCUCGGAGGGACACCUGCCCAUCACAAUCCAGGUUGGGAAUUUCAACCAGACUAUUGCCACACUACAGCUGGGUGGGAGUGAGACAGCCAUCACCGUCUCCGUCGUCAUCUGUAGCAUCCUGCUCCUCCUGUCCAUCGUGGGGCUGUUUGUUUUCUGUACCAAGAGCCGCAGAGCUGAGCGAUACUGGCAGAAAACCUUACUGCAGAUGGAAGAAAUGGAGUCCCAGAUCCGUGAAGAAAUCCGCAAAGGCUUUGCUGAACUGCAGACCGACAUGACGGACCUGACCAAGGAGCUGAACCGAAGCCAGGGCAUCCCCUUCCUGGAAUACAAGCACUUUGUGACCCGUACUUUCUUCCCCAAGUGUUCCUCCCUCUAUGAGGAGUGCUACAUUCUGCCUUCCCAGCCGCUCAACUCCCAGGGGGGAGCUCAGGUCCAGGAAACUCAUCCGCUACUGCUGGGGGAGUGGAAAAUCCCUGAGAGCUGCCGGCCCAACAUGGAGGAAGGGAUUGCCUUGUUCUCCACCUUACUCAACAACAAGCACUUUCUCAUUGUCUUCGUCCAUGCUUUGGAGCAGCAGAAGGAUUUUGCCGUUCGAGACAGGUGCAAUCUGGCCUCUCUGCUCACCAUUGCUCUGCAUGGGAAGCUGGAAUACUACACCAGCAUCAUGAAGGACCUACUUGUGGACCUCAUCGAUGCCUCGGCCUCCAAAAAUCCCAAGCUGAUGCUUCGCCGGACGGAGUCUGUGGUGGAGAAGAUGCUCACCAACUGGAUGUCCAUCUGCAUGUACAGCUACCUGCGGGAGACCGUGGGUGAACCCUUCUUCCUGCUCCUAUGUGCAAUCAAACAGCAGAUCAACAAGGGAUCUAUCGAUGCAAUCACUGGAAAGGCUCGCUACACGCUUAACGAGGAGUGGCUGCUGAGGGAGAACAUUGAGGCCAAGCCCAGAAACCUAAACGUGUCCUUCCAGGGCUGUGGCAUGGACUCUUUGAGUGUUCGGGCCAUGGACACAGACACGCUGACUCAGGUGAAGGAGAAGAUCCUGGAGGCUUUCUGCAAGAAUGUCCCCUACUCCCAGUGGCCUAGAGUGGAGGAGGUCGACUUGGAGUGGUUUGCUUCAAGCACCCACAGUUACAUUCUACGAGACCUGGAUGACACUUCUGUGGUAGAAGAUGGCCGAAAAAAGCUCAACACCUUGGCACAUUACAAGAUCCCUGAAGGAGCUUCCCUGGCCAUGAGCCUAACAGACAAGAAGGACAGCGCGCUAAGUCGAGUGAAGGAUUUGGACACUGAAAAAUAUUUUCAUUUAGUGCUUCCUACUGAUGAGCUGAUUGAGAGUAAGAAGUCACACAAGCAGAGCCAUAGGAAGAAGGUUCUUCCCGAGAUCUAUUUGACUAGGUUGCUCUCCACCAAGGGCACACUGCAGAAAUUUCUCGACGACCUGUUCAAAGCCAUCCUCAGUAUCCGAGAGGACAAGCCUCCCUUGGCCAUCAAGUAUUUCUUUGAUUUCUUGGAAGAGCAGGCUGAGAAGAGAGGGAUCACGGAUCCAGACACUUUGCACAUUUGGAAAACCAACAGCCUACCUCUGAGAUUCUGGGUCAACAUUCUGAAGAACCCCCAGUUUGUCUUCGACAUCGACAAAACUGACCACAUAGAUGCCUGUCUUUCUGUCAUCGCACAGGCCUUUAUUGAUGCCUGCUCCAUCUCCGACUUACAACUGGGCAAGGAUUCACCAACAAAUAAGCUUCUAUAUGCCAAGGAGAUUCCUGAGUACAGGAAAAUUGUGCAGAGAUACUACAAACAGAUUCAUGACAUGACUCCUCUCAGCGAGCAGGAAAUGAAUGCCCACCUCGCUGAGGAAUCUCGGAAAUAUCGGAAUGAAUUCAACACUAAGGUCGCCAUGGCUGAGAUUUAUAAAUAUGCCAAGAGAUACCGUCCUCAGAUUAUGGCUGCGCUAGAGGCUAAUGCAACCACACGCCGGACACAGCUGCAGCACAAGUUUGAGCAGGUCAUUGCACUCAUGGAGGAUAACAUCUAUGAAUGCUGCAGUGAGGCCUGAGAUCCUCUCCUCACACCCGGGCUGGCCAUGCCCCACCCCUACCCCCUAGAAGUGACCUUCUGCUAUCCAGUGCACUGCUAACUCUGAGA